Molecule: messenger RNA, 3864 nt
Organism: Chlamydomonas reinhardtii
Lineage: Eukaryota; Viridiplantae; Chlorophyta; Chlorophyceae; Chlamydomonadales; Chlamydomonadaceae
Exons: 27
Coding region: 100-3357 (1085 amino acids)
Biological process (GO): transcription elongation by RNA polymerase II; positive regulation of transcription elongation by RNA polymerase II
Cellular component (GO): FACT complex
Molecular function (GO): nucleosome binding
Source: RefSeq, a predicted model, not a curated record
AACGCGACCGUAUACUGACUUUUGGGUUAGGCUCUCAUUGCCUUAUCCUAUAGCAGGACUCGUUCGCGCGCUCUUCAGGGGCCGCUCUUCGCGGCCACGAUGGCCGACGUAGCGAUUGACGUUGGCAACUGCUGCAAGAGGCUUAAAAAGCUGUAUGAGAACUGGACGACUCAGCAAGAUGGCGUCUGGGCUGGCGCGAACGUACUCGCGGUGGCCGUGGGCGCGCCAUCAGAGGACCUGCGGUACCUCAAGUCAAACUCAUUGCAUAUGUGGCUGUUUGGCUAUGAGCUGCCAGAGACGGUCAUGCUGUUUACGAAUAACCGCGUGCACGUUCUGACCAGCCAAAAGAAGGCCUCUCUGCUGCAACCGGUGGUGGAGGCUUGCGAGAAGGGCGAGGCUGGGGACGUUCGCGUGGAGGUGCUCGUCAAGCCAAAGGCGGAGGAUGGAGCAGGCCAGUGCACCCAACUGCUGGACGCGGCCCGCACCGCUAGCGGCAGCCCCGUGGUGGGCCACCUGCCCAAGGACAAGCACACGGGCAAGUUGAUUGACGUGUGGACCAGCGCGAUGACGGAAAGCGGCCUGACGCAAGUGGACAUCAACAAUGGUGUGGCGGACCUGCUGGCGUGCAAGGAUGCCAACGAGAUUCUGAAUGUGAAGAAGGCGGCGCUGCUGGCAGCAAAGGCGGUGCAGAACUGGGUGGUGCCCAAGGUGGAGGAUGUGGUGGACUCCGGCAAGAAGAUGAAGCACAGCAAGCUCAGCGAGAUGUGCGAGGAGGUCAUCACGGACCCAACCAAGGUGCAAGUGAAACUGAAGGCCGAGAACUGCGACAUUGCCUACCCGCCCAGUUUCCAGUCGGGCGGCGUAUACGACCUGCGUGUGAGCGCGCCCUCCAACGACAGCCCAUUGCACGAUGACGGCGUCAUUGUGGUGUCACUUGGCACCCGCUACGCCUCCUACUGCGCCAACAUUAGCCGCUCCUACAUCAUCAACCCCUCCAAGGACCAGACAGCGCAGUACAACGCCCUGCUGGCGGCGCAGGAGGCAGCCAUCACCGCGCUGAAGCCUGGGGCUCCACUGACGGCCGCCGGCGAGGCGGUGGUUAACUCGCUCAAGGCUGGCGGCCAGGAGGCGUUGAUUCCGCUGCUAUCCCGCAACGUGGGCUUCGGCAUGGGCCUGGAGUUCCGGGAGGGCACCCACGUGCUGCCACUCCCGGGCUCAGGCAAGGCCGCCGCGGCGGGAGAGGACGGCGCGCCACGUGUGCGCGCUGGCAUGGUGUUUAACGUGUGCCUGGGUGUGGCGGGGCUGACCAAUGCGGACGCCAGCGACCCGAAGGCCAAGAACUAUGCCCUGCAGGUCGCCGACACGAUUGUGGUGGUGGAUGGCGAUCGCCCAAACGAGGUUGCCACUCAGUCCGCCCCCAAGAACUUCGAUAAGGUCACCUACACCAUUCAGGAGGACGAGGAGGGUGCGGCUGGAGACGGACGGCUAGAGGACGUCACGAACGGUGCGGCUGCAGCGCGGGGCGCCGCUGCCCACGCCGCUAUGGGGAUCAAGAAGACGCUGCGCUCUGAUGACCCAACCUUCAAGUCGGCCGAGCAGUUGCGCAAGGAGCGCCAGGAGGAGCUGCUAAAGAAGAAGAAUGAGGAGACGCUGGCUCGCCUUACGGCACAGGCCGGAGGCGCAGGAGGCGCAGGGGGUGCGGGCGGCGCCGCCGUUCGCAAGAUCAGCGAGACGCAUGCCUACCGCAGCGUGACGGAAAUGCCCAUGGCACGCGACUUGCGCAUUCAGGUGGACACCAAGAACGAGGCGGUGCUGUUGCCCAUCUAUGGAGUGUUGGUUCCGUUCCACAUCACCACUAUCCGCAACGUCACCACCACGAACGACGCGGGUGGCGAUGCGGCGCUGGUCCGUGUGACGUUUAACCUGGGCAACAGCUACGAGCCGAACCAGCGCUUCCCAAACUGCAUCUUCCUGAAGGAGCUGUCCUUUCGGUCAUCUGACGUGAAACACGCAAAUAAGGUGGCCCUGGACAUCAAGCUGCUGCGCUCGUCCAUCGCGCAACGUGAUAAGGAGCGGGCCGAGCGUGCAACUCUGGUGGCACAAGAGAAGCUGAUCCGCGGCAAGAAGAUCUUCAAGCUGCCCGACCUGUGGAUGCGGCCCGCCUUCCCGGGCAAGGGCCGCAAGGUGCCGGGCUCACUGGAGGCGCAUGCUAACGGCUUCAGGUAUCAGACUCCCAAGGGUGAGAUCCUGGACGUCAUGUACCGCAACAUCAAGCACGCACUGUUCCAGCCUGCGGAGAACGAGAUGAUUACCAUCCUCCACAUGCACCUGCACAACCCCAUUAUGGUGGGCAACAAGAAGACUAAGGACGUGCAGUUCUACACCGAGGUCAUGGACGUGGUCCAGACGCUGGAUGGCGGUGGCCGGCGCAACAUGUACGACCCAGAUGAGCUGGAGGACGAGCAGCGCGAGCGCGAGCGCCGCAACAAGAUCAAUGGCGAGUUCCAGCAGUUCGUCAAGCGCGUGCAGGAGAUGUGGGGCAAGGACUGCCCCGAUCUCAACCUGGAGUGGGACAUCCCCUUCCGGGAAUUGGGCUUCAGUGGCGUGCCUCACAGGUCGACUGUGUUCCUGAUGCCCUCUGUGAACUGUUUGGUGGAGCUGACGGAAAUGCCCUUCACCGUGACCACACUGGCGGACGUGGAGAUCGUCAACCUGGAGCGCGUGGGCUUCAACCUGAAGAACUUUGACAUGGCCAUCGUGUUCAAGGACUUCACACGAGAUGUUCUCCGUGUUGACGCAAUCCCAGCCAAGUCGCUGGAGGGCAUCAAGGGCUGGCUGACGGACAUGGGCAUCAAGUACUAUGAGUCCAAGCUGAACCUGCAGUGGAAGCCCAUCCUCAAGAACAUCCUUGCAGACCCCGUGGGCUUCGUGGAGCAGGGUGGCUGGGACUUCCUGGACAUUGAGAAAUCUGAUGACGAAGAAGAGGAGGGUGAGGCAAGCGAGGAGUACGCCCCCUCUGGGGAGGAUGAUGACGACGAUGAUGAUGACAGCGACAGUGACGACGACAGUGACGCCAGCUUGGAAGAGGAGGAGGACGACGAUGAGGAGUUUGACGAGGACGAGAGCGAGGGCAAGGACUGGGACGAGCUAGAGGAGGAGGCGCGCAAUGCGGACAAGAACCGGCAUUACUCAGAUGAGAGUGAUGGCGAGCGCCGCGGCAAGAAGCGUAAAGCAGGCGCUGGUGGCGCCAGUGGCGCCGGUGGUGGUGGUGGUGGUGAGCGCGGUGGUGGUGGCGGUGGUGGUGGCGGUGGUGGUGGUGGCGGCGGCAGUGGCGCUGCAGCUAAACGCCGGAGAUAGCAGGCACAGCGCCUGAUCACUGCGUCGCAGCUGGUAGUAUGGCUGCAUGCAGGAUGUCACAUGUGUUUGAGUGCUGUGGAUUGGGAGGGGUGUCACUGAAAGUUAAUGCUGGUUUGGCUCGUAUUCAGAUGGCACUAUCACUACAUGUCCUGGAUGUGGCUUGAGAUUGGUACAGCGUUGCACAGGUUCAGCUGUAUGUACACGCCUGGUUGGGUGUGGCAAGCAGGACCUGGGGCGCGGAUGCCCUGGGUGUAGAGUACAACUGUACAAGGGAAGUUGGUAGGAUGGUGUGGUGGAUUGUAUGGCGUGCAGGCAUCAGUGAACAUGGACAGCCACCUGACAAUAAGAGUCCCAAGAAUGAAGGCAGGUCUGGGUUGGGGUUCGCACACGGUUGCUGUAGGCAUGUCGCAAAUGUGUGGCCUGCAUGCACACAACUAUGCAGAGGAAGGUAAACCUGCAUAUAGCCUCAUAUAGAAAUGCAGCAGUACCUGAAAUAGUACCCCCAGG